Caretta caretta (loggerhead turtle) is the source of this 1233-nucleotide messenger RNA. Its product is annotated as keratin, type I cytoskeletal 42-like. NCBI's taxonomy places the organism in Eukaryota, Metazoa, Chordata, Testudines, Cheloniidae. Gene Ontology annotation, molecular function: structural molecule activity. The record is from RefSeq and is a predicted model, not a curated record. Gene Ontology annotation, biological process: intermediate filament organization; epithelial cell differentiation. Gene Ontology annotation, cellular component: cytoskeleton.
AUGAAUGAGAAGGACACCAUGCAGAACCUGAACGGCCGCCUGGCUGCCUACCUGGAGACGGUGAGGAGCCUUGUCCAUCACCAUCCACUUGGGUCUUCAAUCCCCUGCCAGGUGCGAUCUCUUGAGGAAGCCAAUGGGCAGCUGGAACAGCAGAUCCGGGAAGUCUAUGCAAAGAGAGCGCUGGCUGGAUGCCAGGACCUGAGUGGCUACUUCAACACCAUUGCGGAGCUCAGAUCAGAGAUCCAGGCUGCGUCAACGAGCAAUGCCCAGCUGAUCCUGCAGAUUGAUAAUGCCACGCUAGCUGCUGACGACUUCAGAGUGAAGUUUGAGUCGGAGCUGGCCACCCGGCUGGGCGGGGAGAGCGACGUCGUCGGCUUGCGCAAGGUCCUGGACGAGCUGACCCUGAGCAGAGCCAGCCCACAGGAGGAGCUGGAAAGCCUGCAGGAGGAGCUGGCUCAACUCCAGAAGAACCACAGGGAGGAAGCGGCUGCUCUCCAAGGCCGCCUGGGGGGCUCAGUCAGCGUGGAGGUGGAUUCUGCUCCCGGUGUCGACUUGGUGAAAACCCUGGCAGAGAUCCGGGACCAAUACGAGGACGUCAUUGAGAGGAACCGCAGAGAGGCUGCGGCCUGGCACAAGGAGCAGUGUGAGACGGUCACGCAGGAGGUGGCCACCAGUGCGGAAGCUGUCCAGGGUGCCAGGACGAAGAUCACGGAGCUCAGGCGCAUAGUCCAGGGCCUGGAGAUUGAGCUGCAGUCGCUCUGCAGCAUGAAAGAGGCUCUGGAGGGCAUGCUGGCUGAGACCCAGGCUGGCUCCGGGGGCGACCUGGCACAGCUGCGGGGGCGCGUCGCUUGGAAGGAGGCCGAGCUGGCGCAGCUGAGAAGUGGCACCCAGCGCCAGGCUGAGGAGCACCAGCAGCUGCUGGAUCUGAAGACCAGGCUGGAGAUGGAAAUUGCCACCUACCGGCGCCUCCUGGAGGGUGACGAUGUCAGAUCUGGCGCCAAGUCACCUGUGAGACAGACACCCCCAGAGGCUGCUAACAGCUCCCCCACCUCCAGGAGGGUGAAGACUGCGAUCGAGGAGCUCCUGGACGGCAGGGUGCUGUCUUCCCACACGGAGGAGGUGGAGCAUCCCCUCUGAGGCAUGCUGGGAUUGGGGAGGAAAGGGGGAUCCCUCCCCACCAAUCAGUCCCCAGCUGCCCCAGCCCCACUGAUUUCCUGCUUGGUUUUCUGUGGC